AAAAAAAGUUGACAGGUAUGUUUCAGACGUGGUAGACUCUAGGGCUCUUUGCUGUUGUUAGAACGGCAAACUAAACUAGGCCUAUUGCACAACAUAGGCCUACCAUCACGUUACAUUUUGUACAAAUAAAUAAAUAGCCUACAGCAAUCAUACCGGCGCUGUCGCACUUGUCAAUUGAAAUAGACCCACCUAUGUAUUUUCAAACCAAAUGGCCGCUGCGAACGUUAUUACCUGGUUAUUACGUAGAUCGAAUAUGCCUAAUGAUGCAAAGCAUCUGAUGGUUCUGUAAACAUUACCCCCUGAAAGUCACUACUGGAUCGCUACUCACAAAUCCUGAAACGGAAAUUCCAUGACCCGUGGGAAUCCUGACUGGUGCACCUAAUGUCAUAAGGCCAUGAAGCCCUCCCCUGCCAUUACUUCGCUGCUGCUGCUAGUGUUGUUCAGCUGGUCCUGGGCUGCCAAAAUAGUCGUUGUGCCUCCCAUCAUGUUCGAGAGCCACCUGUACAUUUUUAAGACACUGGCCACUGCCCUGCAUGCUGACGGUCAUGAUACAGUCUUCCUAGUGUCCGAGGGCCGAGACGUACCCGAGUCGAAGCACUAUCGCUUCCAGCGCUACCCUGGGAUUUUCAACAGCUCCACGGCUGAUGACUUCCUCCAGUCCAAAGUGCACAACAUCUUCUCUGGCCGCCUGACUGCCCUGGAGCUCUUUGAUAUCCUGGACCACUACUCCCAGAACUGUGAUGCAGUGGUGGGCAGCGAGGCCGUGAUGGCACAGCUCAAACAGGAGAACUUUGACCUGCUGCUGGUGGACCCCAACGAGAUGUGUGGCUUUGUCAUCGCACACAUCUUGGGUGUGCAGUACGCCGUCUUCAGCACAGGACUUUGGUAUCCGGCGGAAGUUGGGGCCCCUGCGCCCCUUAGUUAUGUCCCCGAGUUCAACUCACUGUUGACAGACCGCAUGACCCUGCUGCAGCGGGUGACCAACACGGCUGUCUACCUGGUGUCUCGCUUCGGAGUCCAGUUCCUGGUGCUGCCCAAGUAUGACCGCAUCAUGAAGAAGUACAACAUCCAGCCGGUCGUCAGCAUGCACGACCUGGUGCAGGGCAGCCGUCUGUGGAUGCUGUGCACUGACAUGGCCCUGGAGUUCCCCAGACCUACGCUGCCUCAUGUGGUCUAUGUCGGGGGCAUUCUGACCAAACCACCCAACCAUCUUCCUCAGGAGUUUGAUGACUGGGUGAAGGAUACAGAUAAAAAUGGCUUUGUGGUGGUGUCAUUUGGUGCGGGGGUGAAGUACCUGUCCGACGACAUCGCUCACAAACUGGCUGGUGCGUUGGCACGACUGCCCCAGAAAGUCAUAUGGAGGUUCUCUGGAGUACCUCCCAGCAAUUUGGGGAACAACACAAAACUUGUGGACUGGAUGCCACAGAAUGAUUUGCUAGGUCACAAUAAUACACGUGCGUUCCUGAGCCACGGAGGUCUGAACAGUAUCUAUGAAGCCAUGUAUCACGGAGUGCCAGUGGUGGGGGUGCCUCUGUUUGGGGACCACUACGACACGAUGACCCGUGUGCAGGCCAAAGGCAUGGGCCUCAUGCUGGAGUGGAAACGGAUGAGUGAGCAGGAUCUACACACCGCCAUGCUCAGUAUCAUCACAGACAACAGGUACCGUGAGCGAGCACGCAAGCUGUCCAGCAUCCAUAAGGACCAGCCCGGCCACCCAGUCAGCAGAGCUGUCUACUGGAUCAACUACAUCCUACGCCACCAUGGUGCCCCGCACCUCCAAUCAUCCGUCUACAGCAUCGCUACCUAUCAGUACUUCCUGUUGGAUGUAGUGGCCGUCAUGGCUACAGCCCUGCUGCUGAUUGGUUACUGCCUUUACCGAAUAGGCAGGGCAAUACGAGUCAGGUUUUGGAAAGGGGCGGGGUCAGAAAUGCUGGCCAAGGAGAAUGGACAUUGCCACAAUGGCAUUCCAAAUGGAAAGCUUAAACGCAAUGGACACAUCAAGAGCAAUGACAAGAAGCUGAAGUAAACUGCAUACAGGCACAAACAUGUAAACAUCAUCAGGCGAAUAUCAGCAAUGCAGAAUGCAGAGAGCAUGACAUCCAUACUAUAACACAACAACAUUAAAGCAACACAGUACAGUGGUGGGGCAGCCAAAGUCUACAUGAGCAACAAAUGCAUAAACACAAACACACACACUCUCUGCUAUCUGGAAUUUCAAGAACUUUUGAAGGAUGUCUGUGUUUGGUGCGUCCUCCCUCUCUCGUUCUUGCAGUUUGCACUCGUUCUUUGGAAUGGUGUGAAUGUUGACGUGCAGUUCCUCCGAAUGUUCAAUCUAUUCUUGAAAAGAGAGAGUUGAAGAUUUUUAAAAGCAUUUUUAAUUUUAAAGGAUUAACAUUUUAACAAACCAUUGUGCUGUCCAGCAUCAGGUAUCUGUAUAAAAUGAUUAUUUAUUUCAGUAACUGUGUAGCUGAAUAGCAGCAGUAGUAGUUCUGUCAUUGAAUUAGUUAACAGGGCAGCAGACAGGUUAUUUCAUAAUUUAUUUUGAGACGUAUGAGUGAAGCACUCCCUAAUGGUCAGUAUGAACCCGUGUACACUCUCAACUUUCACCUUUGACCCCUCCAGUGUUUGUCUUUGACCCUUCUUAUGCCCUGACUCCGUAAUGCCUUGCCUAAAGUUGACAUGAAGGGAAAAAAUUCAGCUUUUGUGAAACUAUAAUUUCUGUAAUGAUCAAUUCAUUAAUCAUAAGGCAACACGUGUACACUAAUAAUCCUUAGGAUUCCGUUUUUUAUGUAUAAUUUGACAUGAAGUCUUUGAUGCACAGCAUGUAUGCAGAGGUUAGCAGAUGUCUGCGUUUGUGAAGGAAGCAGUAAUCUCACAUGAUGCGUCAGUGUGCAUGUUCCAAUAAGUUGAGCGAUGUGAAGUGUGUGUGUGCCGGUGGAUAAUUAGGAUGAAAACUAGAUCCAGUGUUCAACGGGGAGAACUCUAGGACUGGACUCCCCAUGCGGUCCCUUGGUGUGGCCUUUUAUCUUGUUCCUUUUUUUAGAAAACAAACUACAAUUUUAAAACUUCCUCUCCACUGCCCUCACCUUUGUAUUGAAUUUGUCAUACACACCUUUUUUUGUGUCUUUACAUAGUUCGGUUCUAGCUCAGUGAUGGAGUUCUGGAUUGUUCUUGAUUGUUUACGUGUACUUUGCACUGAGCUUAUCUCGUUUCUGCUCUAUCUGUGUGGUAUUGAUCAAUGUUCAACCAUGACUCUCUUCAUACGGCACUGUUCUCAAUCAGCAAAUAAACACACACACUGUCUGUCACACCGUCACCUCAGCUGUUUCUCUACGAGCCUUAGUAGUCUGCCUUGCUGCACUGUAAACAACGAUGAUACUUGAAUUUAUGCUAUGUUAUCGCUAUAUGCUCCUGGCAGAGCUACUAUCAACCAGGUGCUGCACAGCUGCCUGCGGGCAGACACGCCAAAGCUAUGACUGGAGAAAUAGUGACACACACACACACACACACACUGCAGAAUCUGAAUGUUGUGAUUUCAGUAUUAAUGGAAGGGAACCCAGCUGUGAGGGGGAGAUGAAAGGGCUCUUUACUGUAAGAUCCACCCCAGACGCUCUCUCUGCACUUCUAAUCUUGUCCUCUUGUCCUUCUGCCUCUCUGUACGCAGCCUAGUUGGUGAGCUCAUGUGUCUUGAUGUGAGCUUAGAGGGAGUCCAGGAUGUGCUCCGUGUCCAUAUCAUAUUAUAGCUUUACAUUCAGUGCCUUUGUGCUCUUCCUAGUUCUUUCUGGAAAUGAUCUGCAUCUCUUGUCACCCGCUGUUGAUGUCUCUGUCUUCCUCUAUGUCUCCUCCCUCCAUCUUUCUCUCUCUCCCCUCUGUCUCCUCCCUCCAUCUUUCACUCUUCCCUCUGUCUUCUCCCUCCAUCUUUCUCUCUCUCCCCUCUCUCCUCCCUCCAUCUUUCUCCCGUCUGUUCUCCUCCACUUUGUCAGAUUGUUGAGUUUGUAGCUGCUCGUUCCUGCAGUAGGUCUUUUUUUACAUUGAUAGAAACAUGUUAAGCUGCCUUACGUGCAUGUCUCAUGUUGUAAUGUAAAUAUUUAACAUGUAAACCAAACAAAUACUAAUGCUCAAUAAACAUUCCAUAUUUUA
Alosa alosa (allis shad) is the source of this 4140-nucleotide messenger RNA. RefSeq names its product UDP glycosyltransferase 8 (gene ugt8). Gene Ontology annotation, molecular function: UDP-glycosyltransferase activity. Bases 395 to 2026 code for a protein of 543 amino acids. The transcript has 7 exons. The record is from RefSeq and is a predicted model, not a curated record. NCBI's taxonomy places the organism in Eukaryota, Metazoa, Chordata, Actinopteri, Clupeiformes, Clupeidae.